UAAAUCUUAGAUAAAUUUAAAAAUCUACAUGUGUUUGUCACGUUUUCAAAUUAUAAGUACCAUAUGCAAUAGAAUCGAGCUAAAUACGUAAACUUCACAAUGGGCCAGCCAGAUAGCAGUUGCCGUAAGUGGGGUCUGAAAACGGCGAAAGGUUCCUGCGAGCAGUCUUGUUUCGAACCAAGGGCUGCACCCUGUGCCGAUUAUAAAAUCGUUGAGGUAAUACCGAGAGAGGUCAGCGUUAUAAAAAACUACGCGGAGUUAGAAGACUAUGAGCGGCCCCAUGUAAAUAUUGAGGCAGAGUGCUGCAAGCGGGCUCCACCUAUGUUUCCCGAUGACUCGAACAAGGACUGCUCCAUUUGUGCUGCUCAGAAUGCCAAAACGCGCAAUAAUCUGUGCUCUGCAGAAUGUCGGCCGCUAAAAACUAUGUUGCACCUGGAAGAGUGGACGAAACGGCCGUAUCCAAAGCCAACGUACAAGAAUUGCGUAUGGCUGGACAAUGAAACCGUUGUUGGUCGUGCAUUUCCAAUGAAAUUUCGCUUUAGGCGCUUUAAAAAUAAGUGCAACGAUUGCGGAAGAAAGUUAUAUUUUCGUGACGCACCUACGGAAAAUUCCAACCUAAUACUGCUCUCAAAUUGCUGUGACGUUGAAGUUUACCACCAAAAGAAAGUUGACAAUAUGCAUCUUGUGCCUGUAACUACCAUAACCGGUCUGAAGAAUUUCUCCAGAAAAGUCAUUGCCGAGAAAUCUCUUACAAAUCUGAAUAAAUACCUAUAGACUAUUACAAAUGUACAUCUGUAA
Molecule: messenger RNA, 798 nt
Organism: Scaptodrosophila lebanonensis
Lineage: Eukaryota; Metazoa; Arthropoda; Insecta; Diptera; Drosophilidae
Exons: 2
Coding region: 100-774 (224 amino acids)
Source: RefSeq, a predicted model, not a curated record